AUCCAUUCGUUAAUCAUCGUUUUAAGUGGACGGUUGUGCUUCUUCGUAGUGUGUUGGCUAACUUUUUAUUAGUAAAUAAAAUUUGCAAAAAUUUCUUUUGUGUGAAUAUUUUGUAUAUAACAAAAAUAAUAAAAUUAAUUGAUUUUAAACCAGAGCAAAACACUCUCCAUCAAAUCAUUUUUAUAACUUGACCUGAACAGAUACUCAUACACACCAACACACAACAACAAAAUGAGUGUCUCAGCACCUCAUUAUCUUCGUAGGCUGUGCCUUGUUGUUUUGGUCUUGUUUGUUUUUUUGCAAACUGAUAAGAAUGGUGUAGCUGCUCUAAACAAAAACUAUCGCUUGGGACGUUAUUGGCAUGGUUUCCUUGGUGAACCCAGUAAAAUUCCUUCUUUGCAAAGUGCACACGAAACCGUUGAUUUAUGGUUUGAACAACGUCUUGAUCAUUUUUCCGAUAGAAAUAGUGCAACCUGGAAGCAACGUUACUUUGUCAAUGAAGAAUACUAUCGCAAUGAUACGACUGCACCCAUAUUCAUAAUGAUUGGUGGUGAGGCUGAAGCGGCCAAAAAGUGGAUGCACGAAGGCGCUUGGAUACAUUAUGCUGAACAUUUUGGUGCGUUAUGUUUUCAGCUGGAACAUCGUUUCUAUGGAAAAUCGAGACCAACGAGCGAUUUGUCUACCUCCUAUUUACAAUAUUUAACAUCCAAACAAGCAUUAGCCGAUUUAGCUUCAUUUAUUUUGGCCAUGAAACAGCAAUAUAACUUGGCUCCCACCCAAAAAUGGAUUGCAUUUGGCGGCUCUUAUCCCGGUUCUUUAGCAGCAUGGGCCAGAGAAAAGUAUCCCGAUUUAAUAUACGGAUCUGUAAGCUCAAGUGGACCGCUUUUGGCCAAAGUUGAUUUUACCGAAUAUUUCGAUGUAGUUAAAGAUUCGUUGAAAAGUUAUAAACCGGAAUGUGUAGAUGUUGUAAGUAAAAGUUUUGCUCAAGUGGAAAUUCUCAUGAAACACAUGAUUGGUCAACGUAAUUUAGAUGAAAAAUUCAAAACUUGCACACCCAUUAAGGAUUCCAUUGAAAAUAGUUUAGACAUUUCCAAUUUCUUUGAAAAUGUAGCCGGCAACUUUGCAGGCGUAGUGCAAUACAAUAAAGAUAACAGUCCUCAUGCCACCAUCACUAUAGAUGAGAUAUGCGAUGUCAUGCUAAAUACUACCAUGGGUCCACCUGUCACACGUUUGGCUGCUGUUAACAGCAUGCUUUUAAAACAAUCUGAUCAGAAAUGUCUCGAUUAUAAAUACGAUAAAAUGAUUAAGGAAAUGCAAAAUGUUGACUGGUCAUCGGAGGUGGCUAAGGGUAUGCGCCAAUGGACUUGGCAGACCUGUAAUGAGUUUGGUUUUUACCAAACUGCUGAAAAUAGCACAGACACCUUUGGUGAUCGUUUCAAUGUUGACUUUUUCAUCAAACAGUGCAUGGAUAUUUAUGCCGAUAAUAUGGAUGCUAAAUAUUUGAAUUCUGUGGUGGCCGAAACCAACAAAUACUAUGGUGGCUUAAAGCCUUCGACCACAAAUGUUUUGUAUGUUCAUGGUUCUAUUGAUCCUUGGCAUGCCUUAGGUUUGGUAAAUGCUAAAAAUCCUAAAACUCCUACAAUAUUUAUAGAAGGAACCGCACAUUGUGCCAACAUGUACGAACCAAUCAAAUCCGAUCCACCACAAUUAGUUGCAGCUCGCCAUAAAAUUAUUAAGUUCCUGGCUAAACUUUUAGAGAACUUUGCUUUUGCCUAAAAAAAGAGCAACAAUAUGUACAUAAUACUGAUAAAAUUAAUAUAAAAAUUGUAUAACAAUUAAAAAUUCUUUUGUAAAUUAUUAGUUGUAAGUGAAAUUUUUUUAAAUAAAAUUUGCAUUGCUUUUAACAACA
Molecule: messenger RNA, 1909 nt
Organism: Calliphora vicina (urban bluebottle blowfly)
Lineage: Eukaryota; Metazoa; Arthropoda; Insecta; Diptera; Calliphoridae
Product: putative serine protease F56F10.1
Exons: 7
Coding region: 232-1776 (514 amino acids)
Biological process (GO): proteolysis
Molecular function (GO): serine-type exopeptidase activity; dipeptidyl-peptidase activity
Source: RefSeq, a predicted model, not a curated record